GAAGUCAGAAGACAGAAAUACCUAUUACCUACCUAGUACCUAUUUGUAUAUUAAUUAUUUUGAAAUUUGAUUAAAUGUUAAUCGAUAAAUCGACAUUUCUGAUUUACACAAAAGAUAUUCUGAAUAUUACAUUACUAUUAUCUCACCAUUAUAGCUUCUGUAAGACAAUACUCCUUUGAGGAUAUAAAGUAACUCAUUAAACGAGUGUGAAAAGGCUUUUAGAUUUAUACCUUUUGAGAAAUAUAUUAGCUCGAAAUGAAUACAAAUGAAUAUGAAACAUUUGAAUAUCUUCAACCAAAUAAUGUAGAACCCAUUCCUAAGAGGUUAUUUGUAGUUCAAGAUCAUGGAACAUAUCUUUCUUUUGAUAAAAAUGUUGAUCUUAGCCAAGUUCAAAAUGUGGAGCUAUUGGAAGAAGUACAGCCAGUUUAUGAUGUCUCUCCAGAGCAGUUUUAUAUUGAUGUUGAAGGGUCACAAGAAAUUGUUGCAGUAUCAGAACAAUUUGUACUUAGUAAUGAACUUCAUAAUGAAGACAAUAUUUAUGAAAAUAAUCUUAUGCUCCAUGAAUCCGGUUCUUCGAAUAUACAAAUACAACAAACAGUUGAUCAAAUACCAGAGAAUGUUGUUGAACAGUUUAUAAAGAAAGAGCCUUCUAAUGCAGAAAUUAAUAUGGAAAUGGAUACCACACCCAGUAAUUUCACUGAGGUAAUGCUAUCUGAUGAACAGUAUAAGUUUUUAGAACAAAGAGGUUGGACUUUAAUUGAAAAUAAUGACAAUAUCUUCUUCAUUGAUGGAUUAGGUCUUCAUAACAUCACUAAUAAUGAUCAAUUAAUUCAAGAUUUAAAACAGAAGAUGAAAGAUGGUGAAUUAACAGAAAAAGACUCAAGUAAUGCCACAGAAACUAUAAUAUUUGAAGAAAAUUUUGAAAAUAACGAAAUAGAACCAAGUAUUUCCUAUAUAGAAGAAAAGAAGGAACCGGAUAUUCCGAAGUUAAAUCCUAUAAAAAUCUUGCCUAAGCCCGAGAAGAAAGCGAAAGAGGUCGAUUUGAUGCCCUCGGAAAGAGAAUUCCUCGAAACAACCGUUAACGAGUUGUUAGAAAAGUACGAUAACAGUGAUCCCAGAAUAAAUAGCAAUACAAUCAUAAUUAAAACGAAAUUUUCAUUAAAAGAUAUUCCUUCAGAAAUAGUUUUGGGAAAGACUGUUAAUGGUAAAAGACUCAUAGCAAGAGUGACGAAAAGGGAACGACGCGAGGCUUCUAAAGUAACAGAUAAUGUUGAAAGGAAGAACCAUAAAACGCCUCAAACAAAUGCGUUCGAUCAAAGAAUCGAGAAGUUACUACAGCAAGCUAUAUGUGGUGAAAUGCCUCCCGUAACUGACAAGGAUGUGAUCGAUAACGCGGACCGCCUCAUAAUACAAUUAUUACGAGUACCCGCAUUUAAACCAGCUGUCAUUGAAAAACGGCUUAUAAUUACUAAGAUUUCGAUAACAGAAGAUGAGGAACAAAAUCCAAAAGCGGAAAGUGGUCCAUUGUUGAUAACUGGACGAGUCGUUAACAAAGGAAACGAUGAGUGGAGUUUCCAAUACAUACCGGACAUGCUUCAGAGGUUAAAAGAAAAUGGCGCAUGUGAGGAAGGAUUUAAGGAUCUUGUAAAAAACAAAGGAAAUAGCGAUGUUGACGUCAAUCUCCUGCAAAUACACAUACAGGAAGUAAUUGGUGCCGACGGAUGUGCGAGGUGUUCCAUUACAUUGCAUCGGAGAGUAGUAAAAUGCAAGAAAGUGACGGAUUCUCGUAGAAGUAAAGCGCGCGUAUACGCGUGCGAUACCUGCGCAGUGAUUUUCAACACUCAAAACAAGCUGUUACAACAUCAGGAGUUACACAAUGUGGCCGAUAACCUAAAGACUAACACGGUAAGAACAGAUGCGAUGUAUACUACAACAACUUUGGGAUCAAACAGAAAUUUUGAAUGUAAUCAAUGUGAGUUCGAAACAUCAAAACAAAGUAUAAUUCAUAGACAUAUAAAAUCUCAUUUUAAUAUUCUCAUAAAGGCAAGCGAAAAGCCAAAUGAUGUAUUGGAAGAGAAAUUUAAUUGUAAAUUGUGUUCAGGCAGUUUUACAGAUGCAACAUCCCUUUCAAAACAUAUUGUGUCUUCGCAUAUUAAAGUGAUUGAAACAUAAUUUUAGUUUUAUUAA
Pieris napi is the source of this 2187-nucleotide messenger RNA. RefSeq lists its product as uncharacterized. NCBI's taxonomy places the organism in Eukaryota, Metazoa, Arthropoda, Insecta, Lepidoptera, Pieridae. The coding region runs from base 256 to 2172 and encodes 638 amino acids. The transcript has 15 exons. Gene Ontology annotation, molecular function: DNA-binding transcription factor activity; RNA polymerase II cis-regulatory region sequence-specific DNA binding. Gene Ontology annotation, biological process: regulation of transcription by RNA polymerase II. The record is from RefSeq and is a predicted model, not a curated record.